AGCAGUGAACUUCAUCUCACACACACACAAGUUUUAUUUCUUGCAAAUCCUUUCUGGCAAUAAAAUGUCAUGAAUUGAGCAUCAUUCAACAGGGAAGGCAGUCUAACUUAAGGUAAUGUGUAUAUGUCUUGAGGAUUUCUGUGGAGGUUAGGGAGGGAGAUCCAAGUUUGGCACCAUGCGUAACGGGACGCUGACGCGUAAGCGGCGCUCUUAUGGAAUAUAGCUUGCUGUUCUGUCAGACCUCGUGUGCCGUUUCGUUUCACCCGGGAAAAAGUAGACUUGUAGUGGCGUGCGUCAUGCUGACUCUUUGGGCGUACAUGCUUUACUGCUGCGUUGGUUAUUGCGCUUCGGUGCCGAGGUUCGCUGCGGACUCGGACGGGAUGUGGACGAAGCCGGAGACUGCGGACUCCUUUAUCAGCUCGGGAAGGGACGCUUACUCCAAAGCGCACUCGAGGGACUUGUUAAACAAUGAGAAUGAGCUGGACAGCAGAGCAGACGAGUGGGAGGAGAGCAAGGCUGAGCUAAGGACUGUGGAGGACGGGACAGGAGCGACAGGUGCCGACAAUGGGACGGAGGUGAAGAAGCUGCCCCAGGCCAUCAUCAUCGGGGUGAAAAAGGGCGGCACGCGUGCGCUGCUCGAGUUCCUGCGCGUGCACCCUGACAUCAGGGCUGUGGGCGCAGAGCCGCACUUCUUUGAUCGGAACUACGAUAAAGGACUCGAGUGGUACAGAGAGCUGAUGCCUAAGACUAUAGAGGGCCAAAUUACCAUGGAAAAGACCCCUAGCUACUUUGUGACCAAGGAGGUCCCAGGCCGCAUCUACGCCAUGUCGAAGGACACUAAGCUGAUCGUGGUCGUGCGGGACCCAGUUACACGAGCCAUCUCAGAUUAUACUCAAACACGUUCCAAGAAACCAGACAUACCCUCCUUUGAGAGCCUGACCUUCAAGAAUGCAACAGCAGGCGUGAUUGAUGCCACAUGGAGUGCCUUGCAGAUUGGUAUGUAUGCCCGGCACCUGAAGCACUGGCUGCAGUUCUUCCCGCUCAGUCAGAUCUUGUUUGUGAGUGGUGAGCGGCUAAUCACUGACCCAGCUGGUGAGAUGGCACGUGUGCAGGACUUCCUGCACUUGAGGAGGUUGGUCACAGAGAACCACUUCCACUUCAACCCAGCCAAGGGCUUCCCAUGCCUGAAGAAGCCAGCAAGCAAGAGCAAGCCCCACUGCCUAGGCAAAACCAAAGGACGCACCCACCCAAACAUCCAUCCUACUGUUGUGCGUCAACUGCAAGACUUCUACAAGCCAUUUAACAAAAAAUUUUACCUCAUGACUGGGCAAGAUUUUGGCUGGGAUUGAUAAAUGGCAAAAAAAAAAACCACACACUUUGUAAAAGAUUUUAUUUGUGUAAAAAGAACAGAAGUCUAUUUUAUGAUAAUUUAUUGCAGUCAUUCCAUUUUUAUGGAAAUUGGUGAGCUUAUUAUUUAAUAGGUUUGAGUAAUUGCAUUACCAAAUUGGGAACUUUGUAGUGAAUGACCAAUAGGGAUUCAAAUGAGGAGAAACAUCCCCAAAAGGAAGACAAAAGCACAAUGAAAUUAGUAACGGGUAAACAGUGAGCCAGUCUUGCGCAGAGAAAAUGUUCUUUUCCUUCAAUCCAUCCAUCAAGCAAUAGCAUCUCUUUCAGUGCCCAUACAAUUCUUAUCCUUAGAAGCCAUCCAGACCCUAAUCAAAUUUUUCCAGGAGACCAUUAUCUCAUAAUCCUUUCUCAUCAUUUGAUUAAUCUCAGAGAAAGGGUCUUUUAGGAUGGGUCAGUUUUGGGUGCCAGCUGAUCCACGAGAAGUUCAGGUUGAUCAAUACACUAAAUGAUACACAACAUCAAUUAUGAAGAAAAAAAUGGGACAGACCAAAGCUCUAAGAAUAAAAAAAAAAAAUCAGUCAGUCAUUAUAUUGAUUAAACCCUGGAAGGAUUUCAUAAUAAUAUUGGAACGGACUUUAUUUGGCAACAGUGGUUAAUGUGUAUAUGAAAUAUAAUUUUUAUAAUGAUACUUUUAUAAGUGAACAAUUCUAUCUGAAGCCUGGGAACCAUUGAGAAUUUAAACUAGGUCUAAUGUUGCCAAAAUGUGCAGCCAUUUUGAGUAGGGAGUUAACAAACCUCUCCAUACCAUAAUCAAAUUUUUCUUACAUGGGAGGGGAGGUUGUAGUGUCAUGUCCUUGGUAUUUUGUUGAACAGGAUAGGGAGGACAAAUACUCCCAAAUUCUUCAGCAGAGCAGAGCUGGACCAUCGGACCUAUUUGGAUGACCUCAGAAAUGGACUCUGGAACUAAACAAAAUGAAUAAAUAAACGGAAAUGCUGAUUAAGCCAUGUUUGUCACAAACAUAAAUGGUUUGAGUCAAAGCUAUCAGAGGGCAUGGUUUAAAUUCUCUGGAGAAAAAGAAAAAUGUCACAUUGAUCUUGCUAUUUCAUAACACACUGUAUUUUCAAUAGUUUAUGUUAACAGAGACUUGAAUAUCUACAACAUGGAAAGGAUUUGCUCAAUGUAAGCCAUAAGUUAUAUUUUCAAGCACCGCAACAAAAAGGAAAACCAGUUUCUUUGGACAAAUAUUUUCUGAACAUUUAUGUAAUGUUGGUUGAGUUUUAUUCAACCCUAUUAAAUAUAUUACAUCUUCUCUUCUUUUGGCUUUCC
Molecule: messenger RNA, 2674 nt
Organism: Neoarius graeffei (lesser salmon catfish)
Lineage: Eukaryota; Metazoa; Chordata; Actinopteri; Siluriformes; Ariidae
Gene: hs3st3b1a
Product: heparan sulfate (glucosamine) 3-O-sulfotransferase 3B1a
Exons: 2
Coding region: 213-1349 (378 amino acids)
Molecular function (GO): [heparan sulfate]-glucosamine 3-sulfotransferase activity
Source: RefSeq, a predicted model, not a curated record